AUGACGCGCGUCGCGUUAUCGCUCGCGCUGACGAUAUCCCUGCUCGCGGCCGUCGCGGCGACGUCGACCUACGAUGACGUCGUGGAGGCGUCCCGUUAUCUUCGAACCUACGGCUUUCUGGAGAACGAGGAGAAUCAUCAGCAGUUGUCGCUACUGGACAACGCGACCGCCCUGAGCGAAGCGCUGUCGUUGUUUCAGGAAUACUACGGUCUGCCGGGAAACGGCGUUCUGACCGUGGAAACGAUUCGCGUCAUGCGCAGGCCGCGAUGCGGCGUCGCGGACAUUCGCGCCUACAGCCCGUUGACGAGAAAGUGGCCGAGGACGCAUGUCACGUGGAACUUCAAACUAGCGAACAGAGAUACUCUGCGCACGACUCAGAGCGCGUUCUCUCUGUGCGACAACGGGGGCUCGUGCCCGUCGCCGUUCGCGGGACCGGGAUCGGUCGUCGCUCACGCGUUCUUUCCGACGGGAGAGCCCGAUCAGGUGACCGAGGUGCACGUCGACGAGACGGAGCCGUGGCACAUCACAUUGACCAAGCCCUCGUCGGACAGGCUGUAUCUCCUUCAGACGCUGACGCACGAGAUCGGUCACACUCUGGGUCUGACUCACAGUAUGAGGGAUGACUCGGUCAUGUACGCGUACACGCCGUCGGAGGAAAGGCGAUAUCCGCUCAGGCUGAGCGUAGAGGACGUCGUAAACGUGCGAAAUCUCUACGGAUCGAGAGAGACGACGACUCCUAGGAUCGUCGAGGCUACUCGACCGACGACCGCGGCGACGACCGCGAUGACGACGAGAACGACGACGACGACGACGGCCUCGACGACGACGGCAGCCGCGGCUCAGCCGACGACCGCGAGAACGGUCGAGCCGCCGCUCGCUCCCUCCGAUACCGCAGAUCUAUGCGCCUUGAGGCGCGUAGACGGAGCGCUAAUCAUGAAUCGUCGCCUUUACGUCAUAUACAACGACGAUAAGAUAGCCGAGAUGAACGACUGCGCGAUGACCGUCGCGAGGCACGGCGCUCUGCGGGAUACGUUUUCCGGGAUACCAUCCGCGAUAACGGCCGCCUUCCGUCACGUCGACGGUAAUCUCUAUUUUCUGAAGAAACGCGACUAUUACGCGUACAGCGAGUUCCUCGACGCGAUAAUCUCGGCCGGUCCCUUCGAUCUUAGCAUACUGGGAAUAGAAUGCCCAGCCGAUGGCAUUCUGCAUCGAUUGAGCGAACUCGUCUCCAAGCUGUAUCGUCUGGAAUACGCGUCCUUCGAAAGACCGCGCAACGGCGACGACGACGACGACGUUGACUAA
Camponotus floridanus (Florida carpenter ant) is the source of this 1302-nucleotide messenger RNA. Its product is annotated as matrix metalloproteinase-24-like. Gene Ontology annotation, molecular function: zinc ion binding; metalloendopeptidase activity. The record is from RefSeq and is a predicted model, not a curated record. Gene Ontology annotation, cellular component: extracellular matrix. NCBI's taxonomy places the organism in Eukaryota, Metazoa, Arthropoda, Insecta, Hymenoptera, Formicidae. Gene Ontology annotation, biological process: proteolysis; extracellular matrix organization; collagen catabolic process. Bases 1 to 1302 code for a protein of 433 amino acids. The transcript is spliced from 3 exons.